AUGUUUUCAACGCUUAAACGUCUAUCCGACACUUUAAUUGAUACAUCUAAUAAACACAAUUCAAUCGACAUUUCAUUGAAACGAUUCGAUAAAAAAACUGGAAAUUCAACAACUCAUACUACUAUCAAGAGUCGAAUUCAAGCACUAAAAAACUCACUAGCAAGACCAGAUGUUCAUACUGUUAAUUAUAUGUCUUCAAUGGGUUUUGAAUAUACAGGUAAUGGAGAUGCAGCUAGAUGUAAAGACUGUGGACUUGAAGUGUCUAACUGGACAUUAGAUAUGAAUCCAUUUACUAUUCAUUCGAAGCAGCAACCUGAUUGUCCAUUUAUACUUUCUCUAGUAACUAACCCACAACGAAAUACACAUGAAUCUUCUAUUGCGUCAGCAACAACAAUUGCUGGGAAUGUAUCUAUAUCAACUGCAAGAGAGCAUCCUUCUAAACGUCGAAAAAUAGAAACAAUAGAUUUUCGAUCUGUACUAAAUACUUUAUUCGAAAGUAAUUCUCUUCAACAAAUAAGAAAACGUUCAUUUUCUCAUUGGUCACAUCAUAUUGUUCCUUCAAGUGCAGAAAUGAUUGAAGCUGGAUUUUUUAAUUGUAAUGUUGGCGAUCGCGUAAUAUGCAUCUAUUGCAAUAUUAUUUGUCAACAAUGGACACCACAUGUCGAUGAUCCAUGUGAAUUACAUAAAACUCUCUCACCUAAUUGUAUAUAUGUCAAAGCAAAAUUAAUGAACCCUACACAAUCAUCAAUAAUUAUUAUUAAUGAGCAAUCAACGACAACAACUACAGACAUUCAUUCAUCACAAACAAAUAAUCUCGAUUCAUUACGAUCAAAUUAUAUUGUCUUCACAACACCGUGUAAUUCUAAUUAUUCAGAAAUACCAAAACGUUACGCAUCAUUUACUACAUGGUCGAAUGAAAAUUCACCGUCAGUAGAUGCUUUAGUUCAAGCAGGAUUUUUCUAUUCAGGUAGAGCAACAAUAGUUACUUGUUUUUAUUGUAAUGGAUCGUUACAAAAUUGGGGUUCUAAUGAUAAUCCAAUAAUUGAACAUGCUCGCUGGUUUCCAUGCUGUCCAUAUGCGAAACAAUUAUGCGGCGAAGAUUUAUUUCGUAAAAUUCAAGAAUCCAAACGAAUACAAAAAGGUGAAUACUAA
Molecule: messenger RNA, 1152 nt
Organism: Rotaria sp. Silwood2
Lineage: Eukaryota; Metazoa; Rotifera; Eurotatoria; Philodinida; Philodinidae
Source: the annotation of a GenBank genome assembly